Molecule: messenger RNA, 6161 nt
Organism: Salvelinus fontinalis (brook trout)
Lineage: Eukaryota; Metazoa; Chordata; Actinopteri; Salmoniformes; Salmonidae
Product: exonuclease V-like
Exons: 6
Coding region: 1614-3065 (483 amino acids)
Biological process (GO): interstrand cross-link repair
Cellular component (GO): nucleus
Molecular function (GO): single-stranded DNA 5'-3' DNA exonuclease activity
Source: RefSeq, a predicted model, not a curated record
CAAUUAAUGUGUUGUGUAGUGGCUUUGCUGGAUUUGCCCCACUGAGAUGUACAUGCCACUGGAAAUAGUGCACAAAGAACAGAUAGAUCUACCAGUUCUUAGACUUGCUUUCAAUAAGGACAGAUCUAUAACUGCAUUUCUAUAUUAAUUUGAUCAGGUCGCCCAAAAGUUACAUAUUGCAGUUUUAACAAAAUCUAUGGCAAAAACAUUAAAAAUAUCUGUUUUGGGGCUACAAUGAUAAUGUUAUGGUAAAACAGUUGUAGGCCUAUGCUGGGCUUUUAAAACUAGAUUUAGUGAGCAUCAAACCAACCUGGUUCAUCGCCAGAGUUUUUUAAAAUGUAUCUAUUAUAGUAAUAUUUAUUUUUUUACCCCCUUUUCUCCCCAAUUUUGUCGUAUCCAAUUGUUAGUAAUUACUAUCUUGUCCCAUCGCUACAACUCCCGUUAAAAUUAUCAUCCUAUUUCUAAACUUUCUUCCCUAGCUAAAAUAUUAGAAUCCUUGAUUAAUUCUCAGCUAAGAUCUUUCUUAUCUUUGAAAUGUAUUAUAAAUGUAAACUAUAAAUGUAAAAUAUAAACAUCCCUAGUUCUAAAUGAUGUGGUUUACUGUAUGACUAAAAGGCAACAUUGUGCUGCCAUCUGCAUUGACCUGUCAGACUUUCGAUACUGUUGAUUAUUCACUGCUAAUUCAGAGGCCUUCCUCAAUUGACCUAGACAGGCUGCAUGUAACGGAUGGUGUUAAAUCAGGUUUCCUGGAUAUUGGCCCUCUUUCAUGUGACGUAGGUUGAUACAUGGCCAUGUUUUCAUUUAUAAAGCCCUUUUACAAAACGUCCCACUGUACCGAACAUCUUUACUAAACUUUAAACAUACGAGUUACCACACCCAGUCUCAGGGAUGGUUAACUCUGGAAAUUACUUUGGUCUCUACUGAGUUAGGUAAAUCAGCUUUUAGUUUUCUUUCACCUUUAUUUGUGGAACAAUCUUCAAAAUGUUCUUAAAUGUGAUGUUUUGGUGCCUUUGGGGCAAUUCAGAAGGCUGAUUGAUGAAUGUGUUUGUUUUUUAUGACGAUGUUCUUAUUGAGACCAGGGGGUUUGUCUCAGUAUGACUCCUUUAAAAAAAAUAAAGGUUAAACAAUUCUAUCGCUCGCGUUGGUAGACGUCAACGCUUCCUGACUCCAUAACACCGUAUCGACGUUUAUGCUGUGUUUCAUUCUCUACAGACUCUUGGGCUAAGUCGAUACACCAUCAAACUAUUGCUAGUUAAAUAAAGAUUACACUUUUUUUUGUUAAUACAUUGUUUGUCAACUGCUUCAUAUCGAAGCAUACAUAGCGCUACACUUUUUACAAAAUAUAAAACAAGACACCACAUUUUGUUAGUAACCAAUCGCUGCAACACUAGUUACUCGCAUGUGAUCCUCCACAGAAACGAACCAAUGAGACACGAUCUAAACAAUACUGACGUCAAUGAGGGGUGUGACUUCGCUCCAACAAGUCUGGGCAAAACAACUGCGUAAUACAAUUGUCCAUUAUUGUCAGGUCCAAUAAUGAACAUUAUUUGACUACGCGUAAUUAUGAGUUUAAGAAUCAGUCUUAGUCUAUUAACGCACUUUCACUUUUUACAAUGAAUUCAAAAACAACUCCAAGGGACGAUCCAUUAGAUGACGGGUGUGAUUUAAGGGAUGCACAACUCAGGAUACAGUCGGAGCGUCUCGCCCCGUCUGACCAACCUAGUUUGACUCCCCCUGCUGGUACCAGUCUGACUCCUGCGUAUGGUACCAGUUUGACUCCCGCUGGUACCAGUUUGACUCCCGCUGGUACCAGUUUGACUCCCGCUGGUACCAGUCUGACUCCCGCUGGUACCAGUCUGACUCCUGCUGGUACCAGUCUGACUCUUGCUAGUGGUACCAGUACCAGUUUGAGCGCUGGUGCUGAUCAACACAGUCCGACACUGGGUGUGUGUGUGGUCGAUGAUGGCCAGUCCCUUGCCAAGAAGGAGGAGAGAAUCGAUGGUCAAAUUAAGAAACGGGGUCACGUGGCCGUGGCCCCGUUCGAGAGGCUGAGCAACAAUAGGAGCACUGUUACCCUGUCAGUCCCAAACCAGAGUCCAAUGGAGAGGUUCAGUAAGCAUCACCUGAAUGUUACUCAGCUGUGUGAGCAGUCAUGGUGUGAAAUUAAAGUGGUCUAUGGGUUCCUCAAGCCUCAUACGAAGAGGAGAGAGAUGAGAAGGACUGCAGUGACGACAGGGGCCAGUAUUCAUCUUGCUAGAGAACUGGAGGCAAACCCAGAUGCUGUGACUGUGGUUGUUCAUACCAGAGAGGACAGGGAAGCCUUGAAACUCAUCAACCUGAUACAGAUGGUCCCAGCUCUGGAGGCAGGCCAGCUUGUGCGGGAGUUUCCAGUGUUAGGUUUGUUGGAUGGGGUGUUUUUCCUGGGUGUGGUUGAUGAGCUCUAUUGUAGUAAGUCUGGGGAUCUGGUCCUGAGUGAACUGAAGACCCGCAGUCACAACUCCCUGCCGCAUCCUGCCCAGGCCAAGGGACACUCUCUACAGGUGGGUGUGUAUAAGCUGCUGUUUGACUCCAUGGUUCAGGGUUCUAUGAAGAGGGAUCAGCUCCUCCACUUCCUCAAGCUCCGGCCCCACCAGGCCUUUGGGUCAGAGCUCCAGAGCUAUGCCCAGAAAUUGGGCCUCCUGGCAGUCACCUUCGGAGAGCUUGUGGACCACCUGUUGGUUGUGCUACAUUUCUCUAACCUCCAGCCCAUUGACAAGCUAUGCCUGGAAUACAGACAUCAGAGCUCCGGAGUCCUCAUAGGAAACAGGGAGGUAGAGUUUGAGGAGACCCAGCUAAGGGCUGAGCUCAGGGACUACCUGGCCUUCUGGAGGGGGGAGAGGGAGCCCCAUGGAGUGGAUAUUGAGGAUAUAGAAGAGGCUUGGAAGUGUAGGAUGUGCCCCUAUGAGGAGAGCUGUGAUUGGAGGAGGAGUAGGUUGCAAGAGAUGAUGGUUGAUGGUAGUAAGAAAGCCAAAUUGGAUGGUUCUAAAUCAGACUCCCCCAAUUCAAGUCGGAGAGUCCCAAAUUGAAGUUUGUCAGGUCUGAGAAUCCAAAAUGGGAGAGUCCAAGGUAGGAUAGUCCAACAGUGGAUAGCCUGACAUCGGCAUGACUUCCGUCAUGAUUUUAUGGGUUUACAAUAGGGUUGAAUAGCGGGGAGGGGCCUCCCGAGUGGCGCAGUGGUCUAAGGCACUGCAUCGCAGUGCUAGCUGUGCCACUAGAGAUUCUGGGUUCGAGUCCAGGCUCUGUCGCAGCCGGCCAUGACCAGGAGACCCAAUUCCAGUGUGUCAAGUUCACAUACACAAAGUUGACUGUGCCUUUAAACAGCUUGGAAAAUUCCAGGAAAUAAUGUCAUGGCUUUAGAAGCUUCUGGUAGGCUAAUUGACAUAAUUUGAGUCAAUUGGAGGUGUACCUGUGGAUGUAUUUCAAGGCCUACCUUCAAACUCAGUGCUUCUUUGCUUGACAUCAUGGGAAAAUCAAAAGAAAUCAGCAAAGACCUCAGAAAAAAAUUGGAGACCUCCACAAAUCUGGUUCAUCCUUGGGAGCAAUUUCCAAAUGCCUGAAGGUACCACGUUCAUCUGUACAAACAAUAGUACGCAAGUAUAAACACCAUGGACCACGCAGCCGUCAUACCUCUCAGGAAGGAGACGCGUCCUGUCUCCUAGAGAUGAACGUAUUUUGGUGUGAAAAGUGCAAAUCAAUCCCAGAACAACAGUAAAGGACCUUGUGAGGAUGCUGGAGGAAACGGGUACAAAAGUAUCUAUAUCCACAGUAAAACGAGUCCUAUAUCGACAUAACCUGAAAGGCCAAUCAGCAAGGAAGAAGCCACUGCUCCAAAACUGCCAUUAAAAAAGCCAGACUACGGUUUGCAACUGCACAUGGGGACAAAGAUCAUACUUUUUGGAGAAAUGUCCUCUGGUCUGAUGAAACAAAAAUAGAACUGUUUGGCCAUAAUAACCAUCCUUAUGUUUGGAGGAAAAAGGGGGAGGCUUGCAAGCCGAAGAACACCAUCCCAACCGUGAAGCACAGGGGUGGCAGCAUCAUGUUGUGGGGGUGCUUUGCUGCAGGAGGGACUGGUGCGCUUCACAAAAUAGAUGGCAUCAUGAGGGAGGAAAAUUAUGUGGAUAUAUUGAAGCAACAUCUCAAGACAUCAGUCAAGAAGUUAAAGCUUGGUCGCAAAUGGGUCUUCCAAAUGGACAAUGACCCCAAAAAAUAUACUUUCGAAGUUGUGGCAAAAUGGCUUAAGGACAACAAAGUCAAGGUAUUGGAGUGGCCAUCACAAAGCCCUGACCUCAAUCCUAUAGAACAUUUGUGGGUGUAACGGAUGUGAAAUGGCUAGCUAGUUAGCAGUGGUCCGCGCUAAUAGCGUUUCAAUCGGUUACGUCACUCGCUUUGAGACCCUGAAGUAGUGGUUCCCCUUGCUCUGCAAGGGCCGCAGCUUUUGUGGAGCGAUGGGUAACGACGCUUCGUGGGUGACUGUUGUUGAUGUGUGCAGAGGGUCCCUGGUUCGCGUCGGGGCGAGGGGACGUACUAAAGUUAUACUGUUACAUGGGCAGAACUGAAAAAGUGUGUAUGAGGAAGGAGGCCUACAAACCUGACUCAGUUACACCAGCUCUGUCAGGAGGAAUGGGCCAAAAUUCACCCAACUUAUUGUGGGAAGCUUGUGGAAGGCUACCCCAAAACGUUUGACCCAAGUUAAACAAUUUAAAGGCAAUGCUACCAAAUACUAAUUGAGUGUAUGUAAACUUCUGACCCACUGGGAAUGUGAUGAAAGAAAUAAUUACUAUUAUUCUGACAUUUCACAUUGUUAAAAAAAAGUGGUGAUCCUAACUGACCUAAGACAUGGAAUUUUUACUCGGAUUACAUGUCAGGAAUUGUGAAACUGAUUUUAAAUGUAUUUGGCUAAGGUGUAUGUAAACUUCCGACUUCAACUGUAUGUGAUUUCUAAAUCUGGCUUCUCUACUAUCUGAAUGAUCAAUCAUCAACGCUCAAGGUGGGGACAGGCAGCACAUCUCAGUACGGAGUGCAGUUCACAAUGCAUGCAUCAUCUCAUUGUAACUUUUUUUGUGUGAAAGUUAAGACCCCAUUCGCUGUAGCAUAGCCUAUGCUACUGUAAAUAUGCAUUUUGUUUUUCAUUGCAGCUGCAGAGUUUUAAAAUAGCCUAUCACUAAAAUAUCAUUGCUUUAAAUCAAUGUGCACUCGAGCACUCACCCAGUCUUUCUCUCCAUCAAUUCCAUAUGGAAUCAUGUAGUAACCAAAAAAGCGUUAAACAAAUCAAAAUAUAUUUUAGAUUCUUCAAAGUUGCCAUCCUUUGCCUUGAUGACAGCUUUGAACACUCCUUGCAUUCUGUCAACCAGCUUCAUGAGAUAGUCACCUGGAAUGCAUUUCAGUUAACAGGUGUGCCUUGUUAAAAGUACAUUUGUGGAAUUUCUUUCCUUCAUAAUGGGAGUUUGAAAGAAGAGCGAAAGCGCGAUGGUGGUAGGAUAUACCAGUUAUUUAUUCAGACCCAUUACCAUUCAAUCUUCAUGAAGAGAAAUGACAGCCGUCUGCAUCUUAUUCUAGCCCUAUGUUAUUCAAGCAUGACAUUAUAAUGAUGAAGGUAUGGACAACAAAACUUACUUCAUUCAGGGGUGCAACAAUCACUGUGGACAUGGGGGGUCAUGUCCCACACAUUCUGAAAUUGCAUGUUUGUCCCCCACAAUUUUCUCAUUGCAAUGUGAUACAAAAAGUGUCAACAGUGUGCUUUAGGACCAUGCGGACACCUCAGCACGGUCGGCUGGAUUUUGGACCAUGUGGACACCAUAGUGGUCUGUCAGGCAGUGUGAAGGCCAAGCUUCUGGAAGCCUGGCUUUUUACUUGUUCAGUUUGUCAUUCUUUUGUUUUUAUCUUAUGUUUGUUUAUUUUUUUCCUGUAAAGCACAUUGUGUUGCAUUCCAUGUCUGAAAUUUGCUGUAUAAAUAAAGCUUGAUUUGAUUUGACCAGUUUGUGAGUAGUUGUUCCAUUUGUUAUCCUUUUGUUUUUGUAGUAAAUAUUUCAGCUUUUAUUUUCAUUGUUUUUUCCUGUAAAGCAAAUUGUGUUGCAUUCCAUGUCUGAAAUGUGCUGUAUAAAUAAAGAUUGAUUUGACCAGCA